AUGUCCUCCGACAACUCUCCCAACGGCCCCGGUGGAGGCGGCCCUCCUCCCCACCGUCGCAGCUCCAUCACGCAAGCCGCCCUCUCCAACCUCUUUCAACGGGGCCCUUCCAACGGUUCCAACGGCUCCUCCUUCUCCGGCGGCGGAUCCUUCAAUGAUCCUCAGAGGCGGCGGCUUUCCGUCACAACCAUCGGCCUCUCAGGCACCUCGCCCACCAACACGUCUGCCUUCGUGCGAAGGGGCAGCAUGUCCACCAACUCCGACUCCAUCGACGAGAGCGCAAUUGAGGAAGAGGACAUGCCCGGCGGUGGUGCUCGGACCGCCCCCAACACGCCCUUCGUUCGCCGCAUGAGUUUCGGUCAGCCAGCCAUGAGGGGAUACCGACCAGGCGGCAGCCCUGGCAAUGGUAAUAACCCAACCUCUCCCCCGUCCUCGCUCGGUCGCUCUCCCAGCGGGCACAGGCCAUCGCAGGGGCAGGGCUCCUCCGUCGCCGCCGCCCUCUCCGCGGCCGGACGACGGGCCAGCACUGCCAUGCCGCCUGCUGCCGCGCCACAGGCAAGCAGCACCAAGCAUCCAAGAGUCUCUUCUGACAAUGUCCCUUCUCGCGCAGACCAGCAGGGCUUCAACUGGUCCGAACAGCUUAGGUCUCGUGCCGAGAGCUCCGUCACCGGCGCUCGCCCCUCCUUCUCACUCGCCUCUUCCCCUCCAAGAGGCUUCCCAAACCACGACCGCGCAAAGUCCGUGUCGGACAUGCCAAUGCCGCAGCCCCCUGCCCAAGCAGCAGCCGUCAAGCCGAAGCAGGAACCCCGAAAGCCGGACGCCUUCCAGGAGCGGAUACUCAAGGGUGACUUUUACAUGGACUAA
Molecule: messenger RNA, 864 nt
Organism: Purpureocillium lilacinum
Lineage: Eukaryota; Fungi; Ascomycota; Sordariomycetes; Hypocreales; Ophiocordycipitaceae
Source: RefSeq, a predicted model, not a curated record